UUUAAUUUAUAGUUCUAAAAUACUUGUCCCCUCACCUCAAUCAGAUCACGAGGACGAGGGGUUUGCAUGUGGAUACGGAUCCAAAGACUCUAGUAACUGUCAAAGACGGAGCUGGAAACGCGAGGAGGAAAAGGACAGUCUUGUCCCCAAGAGGACCAACACCAGCAGCGGAAAGGACAAGAAACUGACAGGCUCCAGCAGACGUUCAGCCAUGCAUGGCUCCACCCUUAUAUUCGUCCUCAUUGGGAUGCUCCUGUACUUAAUUAUGGGAGCUCUGGUGUUCAAUGCCCUGGAGGCUCCAAAUGAGGAAGCCCAUCAUGUCGCGCUGCAAGCCACCCGUGAGGUGUUCUUGGACAGCUACACAUGUGUAAACCCUGAGAAUCUAUCGUAUCUGAUAGAUGUGGUGGCAGAGGCUAUCAGUGUUGGAGUUGACCCCAACAGCAAUGCCACAUUCAGUACCAGUUGGGACCUGGCCAGUGCUUUCUUCUUCUGUGGCACCAUUGUCACCACGAUCGGUUAUGGAAACAUCUCUCCAAAGACAGCGUGGGGUCAGUUCUUCUGUAUCUGUUAUACACUGGUGGGCAUUCCCUUGUUUGGAUUUCUGUUGGGUGCCGUAGGAGACCGUCUGGGGACAUUCAUUAAUCAACACCAUUGCAAAAUUUCAAUAAACUUUAUCUCCAUUCAGAAGUGGAAGGUGAGCCCAACCAUCGUACGUGUCAUCACCGCUGUGCUGUCCAUCCUGCUGGGCUGUGUUCUCUUCAUCUUUGUGCCAAUUUUAGUCUUCCAGAGGGUUGAAGAAUGGACUUGGCUACAAUCCGCCUACUUUGUGGUCAUCACCCUCACUACAGUGGGGUUUGGAGACUAUGUUGCAGGUGAUGGCGAUGCAGGUAAACAUCAUUGGUACAAGCCUCUGGUGUGGUUCUGGGUUUUGUUUGGAUUGGCCUACUUUGUGUCCAUUCUUUCCAUGAUUGGGAACUGGAUCCUAGUUCUUACCAAAAAAACCAAAGCUGAGAUGGAGGGGUUGAGAGCACAUGCCUCAGACUGGACUCAGAACAUCCAGAACAUGUCUGUGGAUUUCAACAUGUCUUCAAGCGCACCAGGCGAAAGCGGCGUCACAGGCGCCACAGAGAAAAUGGCAGUCAGGGUAGAUUCUGAGUACCGAACAGAGGUGACCCAAACAGGAAAAGAAGAAGAACAAGACAAAACCAGCCCCAAAAAACGUAUACACCAUGAGUCAAAAAACAACUCCGAGUCCCAAUCGGAGGAAACCCAAACAGACCGGGUCCCGGAGGGAGGGGGUAGCGACAAGGGCAAAGAUUUAGUGGAAAAAGAAAAACUCCAUGCCAUGCCUAAAGAUCCCAUCCUCUCUCAGCCCUUGGAUUACUUUGGGGAAAAUCUUGCAUACAUCGACGAGUCUUCAGAUGCAGUGAGUGGGAAGAUUCACCUGGACCCCCUGCUGGAUGUACCAGAAUCGAACCCAGCUUCUACAGACAGGCCCAAAAGGAGACGUCAAAGAAGACACUUGAGAAGGGAUCAACAGAAACCCAAGACCCCCAAAACCAGUCCAAACGAAUCAGAGAAUAAAGCGCCAAAUGGUGACAUUAGGCAGAAAGAUCCACCUACGCCAAAGCUGUGAGUGUCAGGGUGUUCUUGAGGUUUGUAGCUCCUCAGAAAAUCCUCUUUGGAGUAUAGUUUUGCAACUUCGCUAGCUUUAGGAUAUGCUGUGCUCCACUGGGAAGGCACCUGGCAUUAUUCUCAGAUUUUACUGGGACAAAAUAAA
Molecule: messenger RNA, 1780 nt
Organism: Cyprinus carpio (common carp)
Lineage: Eukaryota; Metazoa; Chordata; Actinopteri; Cypriniformes; Cyprinidae
Product: potassium channel subfamily K member 4-like
Exons: 7
Coding region: 212-1636 (474 amino acids)
Biological process (GO): potassium ion transmembrane transport; stabilization of membrane potential
Cellular component (GO): membrane
Molecular function (GO): potassium ion leak channel activity
Source: RefSeq, a predicted model, not a curated record